AUGGAGGCGCCGCUGGCCUCGGAGACGGUCGAGCCGCCGCCGUCGUCGCAGGUGGGCGCGCAGCAGGCGGCCAAGGAUCUCUUCUCGGGCGCCGUGGGCGGCAUCGCCCAAGUCUUGAUUGGCCAGCCGUUUGACAUUGUCAAGGUCCGCCUGCAGACGACGAACCAGUACGCCGGCGCCGUCGACGCAGCCGCCUCGAUAUACCGCCACGAGGGCGCGCUGGCCUUUUACAAGGGCACGCUGACGCCGCUGCUGGGCAUCGGGGCGUGCGUGUCGAUCCAGUUUGGCGCCUUCCACGCCGCGCGGCGCUGGUUCGAGGGCCGCCAACAGCAACAGCAGCAGGGCCGCCUCUCGUACGCCCAGUACUACGCCGCCGGCGCCUUUGCCGGCGUCGCCAACGCCGCCCUCUCGGGCCCCAUCGAGCACGUGCGCAUCCGGCUGCAGAGCCAGCCCCACGGCGCCGCCGCGCGCCUGUACGCCGGCCCGCUCGACUGCGUGCGCAAGCUCGCCGCCGCCCACCCGCGCGGCCUGCUCCCCGCGCUGUACCGCGGCCAGAGCGUCACGCUGCUGCGCGAGGCCGCCGCCUACGGCGCCUGGUUCGCCGCCUUCGAGUUCCUCAUGAACGCCGACGCCGCCCGCAACCGCGUCGACCGCGCCGCCGUGCCCGCCUGGAAGGUCGCCCUGUACGGCGGCUUGGCCGGCGAGGCCCUCUGGCUCGCGAGCUACCCCUUCGACGUCGUCAAGAGCAAGAUGCAGACCGAUGCCCUGGUCCCCGCCGACCGCAGCUUCCCCACCAUGCGCAGCUGCUUCGCCGCUACGUGGCGCCGCGAUGGCUUCGCUGGCUUCUGGAGGGGCAUCUGGCCGACCCUGUUCCGCGCCAUGCCCGUCAGCGCCGGCACGUUUGCCGUUGUCGAGAUGACCAUGCGCGCCAUUAACUAG
This is a messenger RNA of Hirsutella rhossiliensis, 939 nucleotides long. Its product is annotated as mitochondrial carrier protein. The transcript has 2 exons. Gene Ontology annotation, biological process: mitochondrial L-ornithine transmembrane transport. The record is from RefSeq and is a predicted model, not a curated record. Gene Ontology annotation, molecular function: L-ornithine transmembrane transporter activity. The coding region runs from base 1 to 939 and encodes 312 amino acids. NCBI's taxonomy places the organism in Eukaryota, Fungi, Ascomycota, Sordariomycetes, Hypocreales, Ophiocordycipitaceae.